AUGGGCGGCAACGCGAGCAAAGUCACCGCCCAGGACAAGGCCAUCCUCGACCUCAAGCUUCAACGCGAUAAGCUCCACCAGUACCAGCGCCGCAUCACCGUCCUUACGGACAAGGAGACGGCCGUCGCCAAGCAGAUGCUCGCCAAGGGCGACAAGCCGCGCGCGUUGCUUGCCCUCCGCCGCAAGAAAUACCAAGAGUCCCUCCUCCAGAAAACCGACGCCCAGCUCGAGCAGCUCGAGAAGCUCACCUCGUCGGUCGAGUUCGCCAUGAUCCAAAAGGACGUCGUCUUUGGCCUGCAACAGGGCACCAAGGUGCUCAAGGAAAUCCACUCGGAGAUGGGCGGCAUCGAGCACGUCGAGAAGCUCAUGGGCGAGACGGCCGACGCCAUCGCUUAUCAAAAGGAAGUCAGCGACAUGCUCGGCGGCCGCAUCUCGGUCCAGGACGAGGAGGAGGUCGAGGACGAGCUCGCCGCCCUCGAGGCCAGCGUCGCCGCUGAAGACGCCGCCCGCAACCCGCCCAAGCAGCACAAGCUCCCCACGGUGCCCGACACGGAGCUGCCGGUGCCGGAGGCGGCGCAAGAGGAAGAGGAGCCGGCAGCGCAGCAGCGGGUGCGGGCGAGGCAGCCCAUGUUGGCUUCGUAG
This is a messenger RNA of Colletotrichum spaethianum, 642 nucleotides long. Its product is annotated as charged multivesicular body protein 6. The record is from RefSeq and is a predicted model, not a curated record. The transcript has 3 exons. Gene Ontology annotation, biological process: vesicle budding from membrane; late endosome to vacuole transport via multivesicular body sorting pathway. Gene Ontology annotation, cellular component: ESCRT III complex; multivesicular body. Bases 1 to 642 code for a protein of 213 amino acids. Lineage: Eukaryota; Fungi; Ascomycota; Sordariomycetes; Glomerellales; Glomerellaceae.